This is a messenger RNA of Seriola aureovittata, 890 nucleotides long. It is a transcript of the gene lyrm5b, whose product is annotated as LYR motif containing 5b. Lineage: Eukaryota; Metazoa; Chordata; Actinopteri; Carangiformes; Carangidae. The coding region runs from base 394 to 645 and encodes 83 amino acids. The transcript has 3 exons. The record is from RefSeq and is a predicted model, not a curated record. Gene Ontology annotation, biological process: respiratory electron transport chain. Gene Ontology annotation, cellular component: mitochondrion.
AUCUCUGUCUGCGUGCUACUCUUUGGUUGUUUACUUGUCAGCUGUUUAUACAACCGAACACGUUACAAAAGUGUUUUAAAAAAUAAAACUCAUCAUAAAACUGCUGCUGACGUCACUACCGAAGUAUCGACGAAACAAAGGAAGAAACCGACAAACACCGGAACUCACCUGUUUGUCGAUUUCAGCAGAUUUAAGUGAGUUAUUGUGAAGUUAGCUGAGUUAGCUACGUCAAAGCUAAGUGACGCUGAGUGUCCACCAGACUGCACUUUGUUCCAGGGAAGGUUCAGGAGCAGCAGAGGUCACCUGGACAGUCAACAAACAGAAGAACAAGACGUUGUUUUUCAGUUUGACUGCCCCCCAUCCCACCCUUCACCCCCCCAAUCCUCCUGGACCAUGGCGAACCCUCUGAGAGCUGAAGUGGUUCGACUCUAUAAAAAUCUCCUCUACCUCGGUCGGGAGUACCCCAAAGGAGGCGAGUACUUCAGAGACCGACUGAGAGCGGCGUUCACCAAGAACAAGUCAGUCCAGGACCCGGAGCAGAUCAAGGAGAUGAUCGCUCGUGGGGAGUACGUGGCCCGUGAGCUGGAGGCGCUCUACUACCUGAGGAAGUACAGAGCGCUGAAGAAACGCUACUAUGAGGAAUGAACAGCUGCCGCAGAGACUCAGGACAGACUCCACCCACUGAAACCAUCUGUGUUAAUCACCAUCAGCUCCCAGAAAAAACAAGACACGUACAAAAUAUAAAGAGUCUUUGUUUAUUUCAGGCUCAUUAAAAACUGGAAUGACAGAACAACAGAAAUGAGCAGCAGCUUCGAGGUUUUAAUGUUUUAUUCCUGUCGAGUUCAUUCAGCUCUGAGAGAAAACACUUAAAUAAAGUCAUAAAAAAAAGA